AUGUCCUUUCUGCUGAAGAACAUGCUUAGCCAGAAAAUGAAAAAUCUGAGCGGAGGCGGUGGGGAGGAGGAGAAGACGGAGACAGGCGACGGGACUCCGACCCCGGCCAGCACGGGAAUGACCAGGGAGGAGUUUGAGGAAUAUCAGCGGCAGCUGGUGGAGGAGAAAAUGGAACGAGACAAUUCGUUCGCACAGAAGAAAGCGGAGAGAGCGACGCUCAGGGUGCACAUGAGGGAAAAGUACCGGCUGCCGCAGAGUGAAAAGGACGAAAAUCACAUUCAGAUGGUGGGAGGUGACGUGGACCUGCCCGAGGACUUGGCGAAGAUGGUGGAGGCGGACGAAGAGGAGGAGGAAGCCAACGAUUCCUUUCUGGGGUCGAUUCAAAACAUGGACUUCGAUAUGUUCAAAAACAAAGCUCAAGAUACUUUCAUUGAAAUAAAGCAAUCAGCCGAGGAGAAGUGCUCCGUCAUGUAA
Molecule: messenger RNA, 474 nt
Organism: Callorhinchus milii (elephant shark)
Lineage: Eukaryota; Metazoa; Chordata; Chondrichthyes; Chimaeriformes; Callorhinchidae
Gene: cplx4c
Product: complexin 4c
Exons: 3
Coding region: 1-474 (157 amino acids)
Biological process (GO): regulation of neurotransmitter secretion; synaptic vesicle exocytosis; neurotransmitter transport
Cellular component (GO): SNARE complex; terminal bouton
Molecular function (GO): syntaxin binding
Source: RefSeq, a predicted model, not a curated record